Molecule: messenger RNA, 4029 nt
Organism: Fusarium venenatum
Lineage: Eukaryota; Fungi; Ascomycota; Sordariomycetes; Hypocreales; Nectriaceae
Source: RefSeq, a predicted model, not a curated record
AUGGUCGUCCUCGCGGCUUCGAUUUGCACCCGUGGAGGGAAAGCUGUCCUCUCGAGACAGUUCCGAGAGAUGCCACGAUCGCGUAUAGAAGCUCUCCUUGCCUCGUUCCCAAAACUCGCCGAUAGCGGUACACAACACACCAUCGUCGAACAAGACAACGUCCGAUUCGUCUACCAACCCCUCGACGAACUUUACAUGGUCCUCAUUACCAACCGCCAGUCGAAUAUCUUGCAGGACAUCGACUCUCUGCAUUUGUUUGCACAAGUGGUUUCCAGCACCUGCAAGAGCCUCGAUGAGCGUGAGAUCGUUAAGAAUGCCUACGAACUGCUCAGUGCUUUUGAUGAGCUAGUGACCCUCGGGUACCGCGAGAAUCUUACCAUCAGUCAAAUCAAGACAUUCCUUGACAUGGAGAGUCAUGAGGAACGCAUCCAGGAGAUUAUUGCACGAAACAAAGAAUUGGAGGCCACCGAGGAGCGAAAACGGAAGGCGAAGCAGCUCGAGAUGCAGCGCAAGGAUGCUGCUCGCAGUGGUCGUCCCGGUGCUAUGGGCGGCAUGGGCGGCGGUAUGGGCAGCAGUGGCGGCAUGCCCCGAAGCCCUUCUUAUCCCUCAUACAACCCUCCUUCGCAAUCGAAUACCAGCACAUACGACUCAUACGAGGCUGAGAAGAACAAGUCCUUCGGCAAACCCCUGGCCCCCAAAGCCAAAGGUAUGCAAUUGGGCAAGAAGUCCAAGACGACCGAUAUGUUUGAGCGAGUCAGAGGUGAUAUGGGUAGCGAGAUCGACAACUCACCUCUUGUUACACCCGCACCUCAACAGCAAGCUGAAACACCAGAACCCCGUGUCUCCUCGACCCUCGACCGCGAUGCCAUCCACGUCGCCAUUUCAGAGACUAUUUCGGCCAAGCUAUCUCGAGAGGGUGCUGUCAACUCACUAGCUAUCAGCGGUGAUCUCGUCCUGAGAAUCUCGGACCCCAGCCUGACAAAGAUCAAGCUUGGUCUCCAAGCUGUUGCGUCUCACGGAGUCCAGUUCCGCACUCAUCCUAAUGUUGACCGAAAUUUGUUCAACGGCUCCAAGAUCAUCCAGAUGAGCAACACUGCUCGCGGAUUCCCAACCAACAAUGCAGUCGGUGUACUACGAUGGAGAGCCUCUCCCAAGGUCGACGAUCCCAGCGCAUGCCCGAUUACAUUCACUGUAUGGAUUAACAAAGAUGGAGACAAGUACAACAUCACAGUUGAAUACGAAUUGACAGGCGGUGACGCUUUGAAUGAUGUUAGCGUCGUGAUUCCUUAUGCGGGCAGCGAGCCUGUUGUUUCUAGCUUUGACGCUACUUACGAUGUUUCCGGAGACACAAUUGAGUGGUCCAUUGGUAACGUGGAUGACGAGAACCCUAACGGUUCGUUUGAAUUUGAGGCAGAGUCAGGUGAUGAGAACGAUUUCUUCCCAAUGACCGUCCGAUUCAACAAGAGUACACCAUACAUUGAUGUUGAUGUCAACACUGCGUCUCUUCUGGAGGAGGAUGAGGAGGUGACAUUCUCCAAAGAAAUCAAGUCUCAUGCAGACAACUUCUUGUGUCUUGGCAGUCCAGAACCUAACGGCGCAACGACAAUUGAUGUUUAUGUGUUUGGGUUAAAUGAUCAGGAGCCUGCUCUUACAAUCACCAAAAUCAGUAUUGGUAACAACAGAGAUACGCACGGUGCUAUCACUAAUUCCUUCUCUUGGACCAUCUCAUCUCACAAGGGAGCUAUGGCGCAGCAAAAUCAGCUAUCGCUCUUCAGCGUGACAGAGCUUCAAGACAGGGCACCUAAUGGUUGCCCUGUGAGCUGUCCAACCCUCGAUCUCUCUGCAACUUGGGAUGCAGCAGACAGAAAUCUCCUCGUGUACAGGCCUCCUGGGCAAAUCGUCUCCAAGAUUCACCAACUUGGUGCACCAGGCCAGAAAGCGCCGGACGCCCAAGCAGUGACUUGGAGAUCUGAUGGCCAAUUCCUUGCUGUUGGAUGGAGUGAUGGCUUUGUUCGGUUGAUGGGACUCGAAAACAACAAGGCUGCCCAUCAUCUCAAAGUUGGAGAUACGUCCGGGAGCAAGAUCACGCAUAUUGGCUGGGCAAACAGUAGCAUUGCCGACAACAGUUCGAAUGUGGUCAGCCAGGCUCUGGAGAACAACUUGGGAGAUGGGUUGGCGCCUGAUGGAAAUAGCCUCCCGUUAGAUCUCCCACGCGAAUUGACAUUUCUCGAGGUCGACACGGCAUUGCCCAAGAUCAGCCCUCUCCCGAACAGUAGCGCUGGCUCAGGAGAAGACGCGUUAGUGUUCACAUUACGCACUGGUAUAGAAUUUCUCUUCCAGCCCCCAAAGCCGGAGGAGUAUGACCAGGUCAGCGUCAUGAUUGUCGGGACGAGCGAUGGGCAGAUUCAGAUCAGUAUUUACGACUCCUUCAUCAUCGGGAAUUUCGAGUGCCCCAGGAUUGCCCCUUCAUCAAGCUCACAACUGAUCCUUCAUGCCUCGCACCCGAAUGUAUCGACUCAUGCGUUGCUUUUUGCAGACAAAGCAGAUGGACCAACAGACGUACAUUUGGUGCCUAUAGACAUGCCUUUCAUACACUCUUCCCCUAUUAAUCUCUCUCUUCUUGCUUCCAAGUUGACUACACUCCAAAAGCUAUUAAGAUAUCUCAAGCAAUCGCAGCUUCAUAUGCAGGUCGAAUGGCGAAAUACGCGGGAACUACCUACAAGGUUUCUUCGAAGCAUUGAGGGUGAUCUCGAAAACCUUGAAACUGGCCCUCGAAGUGUCGUUUCAGCUCUAUAUCACUUAGCGGUAACAGGUCACGCCUAUGAGCCUGUACGUGAGUGGCUUGUGGAGAGCCUAGCAGAACGAGGACACAAACGAUGGGAUAAAGCAGUAGUCUCUGGGCUAGAGGGUCUUCGAAACUUGGUCCACGAGAACUAUCUCCCGUCUCUAGAUCGCUGUGCAAUCAUCCUGAGCAGGUUGCGAGGCCUAGCUCAAUACCACCACACCCGAGAUGACAUUGGUUUUUCACUUAACCAGAUUAAUCGUUUGAUGGAUAUUGUUCAGUGCCUUCAGCUCGUUGGGCACAAAAUUCUGAUCAACGUUAUGGAUGAGCUGGAGAGCUUCAUGGCAUUCUCUACUUGGCUUCGCUUCCAGAUCGACCGACUCGCUUCUUCUAGCUCCAUGAGUGAGGAACUGACCGAGAAGGAGGCAACUAUGGAUGUGGGGAAAGUCCUGACCUAUAUCGAACAUUAUCUUACCGACAGCCCUCUCAAGAUAUUCUUCGAUGAGAUGCGAAACGAAGAAUACGAACAAACUUGUGAGCAAUUAGAAAGUGGCUCAAGUCUUAUACACAUUCUUGAUCAGCAGUUGAUGAAGUGCGAGAACGGCCAGCCUGGCUUGCAAGCACUAUCUCGUGUCGAAUUCCUGGUUUCAUAUGUAACAAACCAGGCAAAUCGCACUUUCAGUGGUAUUGCAGAGGCAAAGAAGCGCAGCGUCCGACUUGGAACCCCAAUGCGACUUUCGAUCGGUGAUCCUAUAUCACACAUGGAUAUGAGGAUGAAUAGAACGAAGAACCAGAAAACGAGUGUUAUGGCUGCUCUGGCAACCAAGGAGGCCAAGAAUGAAGUUCAAAUCUUCCAUGUUGGAAUCGACAUUACCAAUGGCAUUAGCACCAACAGAUCCCCAGCGAGCUGUCGCAUUGACCUUGAGGCACGUACUCUCAUCGCAUUCAAAUUUCUUAACGACGAAACACUUGUUAUUAUGUGCAACGAUCAAGUAAUUUGCGCACCUAUCCAACCAGACAAGCUUUCAUAUAGUGACUACGAUCCCGACAAACCCAACAAAACAUCUUGUGUAUCGGUUGACGGUUUCACGGCAUAUUCUUUCCCUGAGAACUCAAUAACCAGACCUUUACGUCUGGAAGUCAACGACAGGAAUAGUGUAAGGGGGGAAAUGCCUGCUCGAGUCUGUGUGCUGGAGAGUAACCGCACCACGCUCAAGACGUUUGCAUUUCCCAGCACACGGUCUUAA